Molecule: messenger RNA, 715 nt
Organism: Cylicocyclus nassatus
Lineage: Eukaryota; Metazoa; Nematoda; Chromadorea; Rhabditida; Strongylidae
Source: the annotation of a GenBank genome assembly
GACAUUGAUCAGGAAGAAGAGCAUGAACUGUUCAACGUGGAAUAAUCUCCUGAAAAACCCUGGAUUUCUCAUGGUUAUGAAUUCACACAUUGCUGCCAGUGUGCUAUCCAUUAUCAUUUCUGCAUUCGUGAUUGUAAAAUGCGGGCAGCUAAGUUUUCACGCCAACUGUAGGGUUUAUCAAGCUGGAAACUAUGUAACUUUGCAAAGACCAUGUGAAUUUGUGAUCUCGAGAGAUGUAUGCUUCACACUACGGUUUUUGGGAAACUUUUGCAUGAUCUCCUUUGCUAUUUUGCAGUUUGCUAUGGUAGCUGAAAGAUAUGUGGCCUUGUGGAAGCGCAGCAAUUAUGAAACAUUUGGAAGAAAACUCGGUUUUAGUUUCGCAUUCGUCUCGGUCUCAACUGGAUUAGCUUUCGUCGCCUGGACUAUUCGUGUAGAAGAUUAUUCGUAUUUGCCUUACUGUACCGGAUUAUCGCCACGCAACCUGGAAAGAAUAACAAUAUUAUGUUAUCUGCUUUGCUCCAUAAACGUGAUCACUUUAGUUGGAGUGGCAGCUCUCUUCACUGUGAAUCACAUUGCCGUCAAGAGUAGACGUUUUGAUUUGGGUUCUUCCUAUCAAUUGGCGGAAAACUACUCCGUGAUCAGACUUCUUUUGCCCCUCUCUAUAUUCCAAAAUAUAUGUUACGCUUUCUUCACUUUCUCUAUCGUGGUACUUGCC